Cyclopterus lumpus (lumpfish) is the source of this 3483-nucleotide messenger RNA. It is a transcript of the gene pomt2, whose product is annotated as protein-O-mannosyltransferase 2. The record is from RefSeq and is a predicted model, not a curated record. NCBI's taxonomy places the organism in Eukaryota, Metazoa, Chordata, Actinopteri, Perciformes, Cyclopteridae. The transcript has 21 exons. Gene Ontology annotation, molecular function: dolichyl-phosphate-mannose-protein mannosyltransferase activity. Gene Ontology annotation, cellular component: endoplasmic reticulum; membrane. Gene Ontology annotation, biological process: protein O-linked glycosylation via mannose. Bases 568 to 2853 code for a protein of 761 amino acids.
UGCUCACAUACAUGAAACAGUAGACUACAGCUCCCAGAAACCGCUUCGCUUCAUGCGUGUUCCGUUGACUCGAGCUACCAAACCUCUCGUGCUCCAACUGUGAUGCUAAUGUAAACAUUUUAAUAAUAAAACGGUAAUUUGAGGCGAAAGAAGCCGUUAGUAAUUUGUCACAUAUUAUCGUGCGGAAUGCCGCCGCCUUGUGCCGCGUGGACACUUGGUUAGCGAGCGAGGGAAGGUGCGUUAUCGAUGUGAAAGUCUGAGUAGCUCGGCUGCAGUGUAACAUAUAGUGUAAUAAGUGGCCAUUUGUUUACCUGGGAAGGUAAGUCAUUCACUGUCAAUAUCGCCUGUUUUGAUGUAUGCAGUGUUGAGAGCUGAUACCUGGUGCUCCCGUAUUUAACCCAACGUUAGCUGUGCUAAUGCUGUUAUUUGCCCCCAGACGGCACAGUCACACAUCUACAUGAAACCCAUUUAUUAGCUCAUUGUAACCUAUGGUCAAACGUUAGCUAGUGUUACCAGAACAUUAGACUUAAGGGGGCCUGGUCAGUGUAUUACAAGUUCCGUGUCCUAAUGGCAAAGGAAGAAUGUAUUACACAACUGAACACAGCAGGGGACACUUCAACACUACGACACAGGAGAACCGUUCCCACAUCCUCGGAGACCCUCCAAACCCUGUCCGAGGACAGACGCAGUCAGACUGCUGAACUAGAUGACACUCAGUCUUCAAAUGGGACAUCUGCUCACUUUUCGCCUGGAGGACAUUUCAGCCAGGACCCCCAGAGCAGUCGAGUGGUGCUGAUGUUGGUGGCGGGGCUGUGCUUCGCCACACGCCUAUACAAGAUAACAGAGCCUCCUCAUGUGUGCUGGGAUGAGACGCACUUUGGAAAGAUGGGAAGCUACUACAUCAACAGGACCUUCUUCUUCGAUGUCCAUCCCCCUCUUGCAAAAAUGCUGAUCGGUCUCGCCGGUUACAUGACCGGUUAUGAUGGAACCUUUCCUUUCGGAAAGCCAGGAGAUAAAUAUGAACAUCACAACUACUGGGGGAUGAGAGGACUCUGUGCCGUGUUGGGCUCCUUUCUCCCAAUCUUUGCCUAUGUCAUAGUGCAGGACUUAUCUCGGUCGUACACUGCUGCUCUCAUCACUGCCACCCUGCUCAUAUUUGACACUGGCUGCAUCACAAUUUCCCAGUACAUCCUGUUAGACCCUAUACUCUUGUUCUUCAUCAUGGCAGCUGUGCUGAGCAUGGUCAAGUUCAACCUGCAGAGAUUCAGGCCUUUUACUUCGUACUGGUGGCUGUGGCUGGUACUGACUGGUGUGAACCUUGCUGGGGCUUUAGGGGUGAAGUUUGUGGGUCUGUUUGUCAUCCUGCUGGUGGGGCUGAACACAGUCUGGGACCUCUGGAGAAUUUUGGGAGACCUGAGCCUCUCACUGGUGGAAAUAUCAAAGCACUUCCUGGCUCGGGUUGUUGGACUCAUCCUGGUUCCACUCUUCCUCUAUGUUACAAUCUUUGCAGUCCACUUUGUUGUGUUGAACAAAAGUGGACCGGGCGACGGCUUCUUCAGUUCAGCUUUUCAGUCACGUCUAAUCGGCAACAAUCUCCACAAUGCCUCCAUGCCUGAGUACCUGGCUUAUGGCUCCACCAUCACAGUAAAAAACCUCCGUAUUGCUGGAGGCUAUUUACACUCUCAUUGGCACUUAUACCCAGAGGGAGUGGGAGCGAGGCAGCAGCAGGUGACAGCCUAUCUCCAUAAGGACUACAACAACGUGUGGCUUGUUCACAAACAGGAUAAUAAUGCAUCUCAAUCUGUGACAGCUGACCUUGUUCGUCACGGUGACAUCAUUCGACUGGAGCACAAAGAAACCACCCGUAACCUUCACGGUCACCUCCAUGAGGCUCCUCUGACCAAGAAGCACUUCCAGGUUACAGGCUAUGGCAUUAAUGGCACAGGUGACACCAAUGACCUGUGGCAGGUGGAGGUGUGUGGAGGCCAGAAAGGUGACGUGGUGAAGGUGCUGCGGAGCAAAAUCCGCUUUCUGCACCGAGCUACCGGCUGUGUGCUUUACUCGUCUGGAAAGACUCUCCCAAAGUGGGGCUGGGAACAGGUGGAGGUGACCUGUAGUCCCUACUUGAAGGAGACUCCAAGCUCUCAGUGGAACAUUGAAGAUCACAUCAACCCCAAAUUGCCCAACAUUAGUUUGUCUGUGCUGAAGCCCCAUUUCCUGGAGAUCCUACUGGAGUCCCACAUUGUUAUGAUAAGAGGUAACAGUGGCUUGAAACCCAAAGACAAUGAGAUGAACUCAAAACCCUGGCAUUGGCCCAUCAACUAUCAGGGCUUGAGGUUUUCUGGAGUGAAUGACACAGAGUAUCGUGUUUACCUGUUGGGGAACCCUGUGGUCUGGUGGAUGAACCUGGCCAGUUUGGGAUUGUAUCCUAUCAUGGUGGCAGUGGCGUCUAUAACGCUCCAAAGAGGUUUCUCAUUGGGCCAAAAAAGAAUAGAGCAUUCUCUUGUGCUUAUGAGAGAAGGAGGGCUGCUGCUCCUCGGUUGGCUGCUGCACUAUGCACCUUUCUACACAAUGGGGCGUGUCCUCUACUUCCACCACUACUUCCCUGCAAUGCUCUUCAGCAGCAUGCUAACAGGAAUCACAUUCGACGUUCUGUUGAAAAGCACCGACCUGCUACUCCGCCCGCCUUAUUCUGAUUGGCUGCAGAGACUCGGGCAGAUGGUACUUCUGUUUAGUGUUCUCUACAGUUUCUACCUGUUCCAUCCGCUCUCAUACGGCAUGACGGGUCCUCUGGCACACGAGCCGGGCAGCGCCAUGGCUGGCCAGAAGUGGAUGGACUCCUGGGAGUUCUAGUCAGCUUUGCACGAAGAAUACAUAAGAAUAUUAUUAUGAAUAUGAGGGACUUUAGUCAAUCAUGUGUCUCACGGACUUAUGGUUUUACAGUGUUUACAUAAAAUAAUCUUUUUUAAAGGGUUCUGACUGCACACACUGCUAUUAAAUCUCUACCUGUCCAUGUAUUUAUGUGUCUCAACAUUUUCAAGUAUUGUAGUCUAUAUAAAAUGUGUAAAGAGUGCUUUGUGAAACAGAAUAUGGAAGCCAGAGUGUUGUUGAGUAUUAGAGAGUACAGUUUUCAACACUUUUCAUCACCAAGCUGCCUUAACUCACAACAAUCUUACAUCUUGGCCUCACAGUAUAUGUGGAUACUGUAUGUCACAAUGAUAUAAGAUAAAGUGCCUGAAAGGAAGUAAUGAAGUAAAUCUGAAAAGCUUAAGUGUUGCAUCUCCGUGUUGGUACGUUUUAUAGAAAACACUUUUUUACAUAGUUAUUGGCUAUCAGAGACUGUAUUUUCAUUUGUGAUCUUCUUGGUCUCAGUGCCCGGUAUUUUUAUAUGGUAUUUAGACACCAGUGAUUUUACAUCAUAAGACUACUACUGACUGUGUCAUGUACAUUACAGUAUGAUCAUUAAAAGGGGAUAUUCUAGUA